Trypanosoma conorhini is the source of this 3645-nucleotide messenger RNA. RefSeq names its product putative myosin heavy chain. Gene Ontology annotation, biological process: vesicle transport along actin filament; actin filament organization. The record is from RefSeq and is a predicted model, not a curated record. Gene Ontology annotation, molecular function: actin filament binding; ATP binding; microfilament motor activity. The transcript has a single exon. Gene Ontology annotation, cellular component: vesicle; cytoplasm; myosin complex. Bases 1 to 3645 code for a protein of 1214 amino acids. NCBI's taxonomy places the organism in Eukaryota, Euglenozoa, Kinetoplastea, Trypanosomatida, Trypanosomatidae.
AUGUCUUUUGCUGUGGGCUCGCUGUGUUUCUUCGACCACCCGCGGGAGUCGUGGGUCGUUGCGCGUGUCACUGCGAAGGAGGCGCGCGGGUAUUCCGUGCGGACGAACGAUCCGGAGCGGCGGUGCGUCGGAGAGGGGUUUGACGGAGUGGCGGAGACCCUCUUGGCCGCCUGCCGCGAAGAUCUGCUGGACGAGAUGCCGGACGACCUGCUGGCGCUCACGGUGCUGCACGACGGCCCGCUGCUGCGCUGUCUGUACUUGCGCUACUUUCGUGACGUGAUCUACACCAACAUCGGCGCCAUUGUGGUGGCGAUCAACCCCUUCAACUUCGCCAUUCCCUGGUACCAGGACCACAACAUGCGCCGCUACCUGCAGGAGGGCCCCGUGAUCGAGAAGAGCCUGCCUCACUCGUGGGCGCAGGCGCACAACACGUACUACGACAUGGUCUCCGACCGCGUGGACCAGUGCAUCCUUGUCUCCGGCGAGUCCGGCGCGGGGAAGACGGAGGCGACGAAGAUUGUGAUGAAGUACCUCGCGCAGGUCUCGUGCUUGGAGGCCACCGAGGCGGAGCGGGCGGCGAGCCUGCAGGUGGGGGCGAAGCUGGAAGCCUGCUCGCCCAUAUUGGAGUGUUUCGGGAACGCCCGAACCGUGCGCAACGACAACAGCUCCCGCUUCGGUAAGUUCGUCAAGGUGAAGUUUAACUCGAAGGCCCAGCUCGUCGGUGCAGAGACGACAAAGUACCUGCUGGAGAAGUCUCGGAUCGUCACCGCGGCGGAGAACGAGCGGGUGUACCACAGCUUCUACCUGCUGGUGCGUGGGGCGAUGCGCGAGGGGCUGGGGCUGGCGAGCGAGGCCGCGUACAGGAGCUUGAACGCAGGGGGGUGCCUGGAAAACUCGGAGUACGACACGGCCGCCGAUUACGACGACGUCGUGGGCGCCAUGCGGAGGAUUGGGAUGCGGGAGGCGGAGGUUCGCUCCGUCUGGGCGUGCGUCGGCGGCAUUCUUUCCUUGCUGAACGUCGCCUUUGACGCGGACGGCGAGGGGGCGCAGGUGCGGCAGAGCACCGAAAAGUACUUGAGGGACGCCGUGCGUCUCUGGCGCGUUGACGAGGCGACGCUGCGAAAGGAGAUGGUAACCACGACGCUGUUGGUGCAGCGGACCGAAACCGUCAAGCUGCUGCGCCCAACGCUGGCGGUCGACGCACGCGACGCCCUCGUGAAGUCCCUCUACGACGGCCUCUUUGGCUGGCUGGUGGAUAAGUGCAAUCAGAUGUGCGACGUUGCCGCCGCAGGGAACUGGAUUGGCCUCUUGGACAUCUUUGGGUUUGAGGACUUUAAGAAAAACAGCUUUGAGCAGCUCUGCAUCAACCUGACGAACGAGACCCUGCAGAAUCACUACAACAAGUACAUUUUUGAGAGGGACAUGGACGAGUGCCGCGAGGAGGGCAUCGACGUCACCGCGGUGACGUGCCCGGACAACGCGCCGUGCUUGCGGCUGAUCGUCGGCAAGGGCGGCAUUCUUGCCCUGCUUGACGAGGAGUGCACACUCGGGCAGGGCAACGAGCUUGACUUCCUUGAGAAGGUGCAUCAGGCGCACACAGGGAAAAAUCCCUUCUUUGAAAAGAAGAAGGUGAGCCGCGACACGUUCAUCAUUCACCACUACGCCGCAAGCGUCACAUAUGACGUGAACGGCUGGCUGGAGAAGAACCGGGACACGCUCAAGGACGGCGUGAAGCGGUUGAUGCGGAAUUCGCAGGACCCCCUCAUCCGGGAGCUCCUGGAGGCCCCGCUUCCUCCCGAGGCACGCAGCAAGCGACUGACAGUUGGCGCCUUCUUCAAGGGCCAACUCGCCGUACUCAUGGAGGUGAUUAAUGGCACCAACCCGCACUGGAUCCGCUGCAUUAAGCCGCACCCAGCAAAGAAGCCAUUGAUGUUCGACGGACUGCAGACGAUGCGGCAGCUUGAGUCCAGCGGGGUGUUGGGAACUGUAAAGAUACGCAAGGCCGGAUACCCGGUGCGGAACCUCUUUGACAAGUUUAACACGCGCUACAAGAUUAUUAUGGGCAGCAAAGCCCAGGGACGGAGUGGUCGUGAGUUGGCGCAGGCGAUUCUCGCCGCGUGCAAUGUAAACACCAAGGUCAUGGCGCAGCUCGGGAAGACGAAGGUGUUCAUGAAGGCCGAGGCUUUUCCCAUCAUGGAACGCCAGAGAAACGAGGCGCUUACAAAGUUUUGCCUUAGACUGCAAAGCUGUGGAAGGGGCUAUCUUGCGAGGGUGCAGAGCAAUCGUGAAAGCUGUGAAAAAAAGUGCCGGCGACUUGUCCUGUUGCUCACAAGCGAGUACCGUGCGUACAUGAAGCGUUCGGCCGCGUUGAGGGAGGCAAAGGCCCGCUGGCGCAAGGAGCAGCAUGCACUGCUUUGUCAACGAACUGCGGCGCUGUACGAGGAGUGCAGAGAAGAAAAGCGGCAGUUUCACCGUGAGGCGCUUCAGUCGGAGCAACGAAUGCAAUUGGCGCUAAGGAAAGACUUGGAACUCUGCAAAGCACGUGAGACGCAGACGUUGUUAGAGUGCCAGAAACUCUUUGACGCCGCGCUGCUAGCACGGAAUGAUAUCCUGCAAGAAGCCACGGUGUACAUCGGGCGGCUUCGCCGUGUGUUCCGCCAGGAGAGGCUCCUCUUCUUCACCAUCCUUAGGGAGGAUCUGGACGACGUGGAGUUUGAGCAGCGCUGCUGGAUUCGGAGCAGGGAGAGCGGGGAGCGGAACCAGCUCUGGCACGCCUUUGGGUCAUGGCACGUGCGGCGGCAGAUGUUGGUGCUCGAGAGGGAGGCGACGGCGUCGCACCGGCGCCUUGCGGCGAUGGAGUCCAUCGAACGCGACGAAGUCGAGGAGCGGCGGGCGUUGGAGCAGAGGAACCGCUCCUACAUGAAGUCCUUCCGGCGGCAGUUUCGCGAGGUGGAGGCUGUGGUGCCGCAGGCGUCCCGGCGCCGGGAGGAGCUUGAGCGGGAGCGGAGGAGGCAUGUGCUGCUACUGCAGCAGCUCAAGGCAGCGGAGGCGCGGGAGCUGCAGGGUCGCCUGUGGUCGUUGCACAUGAGCCCCAUGCACUCCGCCGCGAUGACCCACGACGCCGGGCCACUCCCGCGGCGUCCUCUGCCCUCGCCCUCGGGAGGUGUCACGCCGUCCUUGACGGCCGCGCCUCUCUUGCCGCCGCCGCGGGCCUCACACUCGAGGCCGGCGGUGCCCUCUCCCGCCGCCCCCCUGGCUGGGUCCUUUGCUACGGGCCGCCCCCUGCAGGCCCCGCCACAUGACCCUUCCCCUUCGAUGUACGAUUCUCCCUCUCCUGUGUUGUCUGUCCCUGUUCCUGGCAAGUUGGGCGGGUGGAGCACCUCCGACGAAGGAAGAACGCCCUCUCCUGCGUGGAACGGGACCGUGCACAGGUCGGUGUCGUGGCUUGCGACCGCCGCCGCACACGCCUCGCCACGCCGUCGCUACCCCCCACGGUGCUUGACACCGCCUGCACCGUGUGACUUCUUCCUUGGCGCGACACAGGGGGACAGCCGUCUCGCUACCGCCAGGGCGAGUUCUUUCGGCCCGACGCAAGAAGCCGUGUCGUCGGCACCGCGGUACAAGCGCUCCAGGCGCUGGGCGUGA